This is a messenger RNA of Odocoileus virginianus texanus, 494 nucleotides long. Lineage: Eukaryota; Metazoa; Chordata; Mammalia; Artiodactyla; Cervidae. The record is from RefSeq and is a predicted model, not a curated record.
AUGAAAUGUGAGCCCGGGUGGCCGAGGACGCUGGAUCCGCUGCUCAGCCUGCCGCCAGACCGCCCCGGGGACAGACAAAGAGACCUCGGCCACCGCGCAGCCCCGCGCGGCCUCCCGGACUCCCCACGAAGGCUCCCAGCGCGAUGGCCGGGUCACCGCGCCACCCCGCGUUCCAGAGCGCUGCCCGCUCCAUCUGAUCGCCCCCCGGCGCCCGCAUCCCCUCCCGGUGCUGGGCUCGCCCUUGGCUCGCAGCCUUCUCUACAGACCGGUUCUGCUUGUCCUUCUGUCCUGGCGCGCCACCUCCGGCCACCGGCCUGGAUGGACGCGCGGAGGGUGCCAGGGUGUCCAGGGGUCUUGCUUCCGAAGUUGGUCCUGCUCUUUGUCUGCGCAGAGGAUUGCCUUGCUCACUGUGGCAAAGACUGCAAAUCUUACUGCUGUGAUGGAACCACGCCUUACUGUUGCUCCUACUAUGCCUAUAUUGGGAAUAUUCUUUC